AUGACGACACCAAACACCAAUAGAUCUUCUACCGAUACCCACGACAGUAACUUUUAUAGCAUAAGCGAAGCAAACGACAAUGAAGACAUGGAGUUAAUUGCAGAGCCCUCUAGCUUUGUGAAAGAUGGCUGUGUGAAGUGCAAAACUUCCAAUGUACCCGUUUGCCAUAUAAAAUUGAAACAACUAGAGAAUCUCAAGAACAGCACUAAAAAGCUUUUAUGCUUAUUGGAAGAUGUGCAGGCAAAAACUCAUUCCACGGCGCUGGUUCCUGAUGAUCCGCCGAAAAUGGCCGACGUUUUAAGACCUAUGGCCAUUUGGGAUAUUGAAAAUGUGGAUAUGAUGGACCGGUCAGUGACUGAUAUAAUCGGUGCCGCAGCCAUGAAAAGAUUGGAAAAGCAGACUGUAGAAUUGAACUCUAUUAUUAUUAGAGACAAAGAUGACGAUUGUUCAGUAUACAAAAGACUGAUCAGAAAGUGCCACUGCCUGAACCAGCAAGAAUACAACGACUUUAUUAUCCAUUUUAACGAAGAGACGAAAUUUGGCACUAACACAAUUGGAGAAAUCAUAAAAAACAUGUAUAUUCUUAAACGGUUUUUAUACAUGGGCAGCAAAUAUACUAAAAAUUCUUUGCUGUUUUUGAACCAGGGCCUAGAAGAAGGCACUUAUGCGGAAAAGUCGGAGAUCAUACAAGCAUGCGCUUUCGCUGAUGUCUGCUGUAUAUUCGAUACACACACCAUUGUGACUGUGUGCAUUUCUUGGCCGUGUAAGAACCCCAGUUUGAUAGGAGCAGAUACGCAGGAGAUGACAGCAAAAUUCCUAUACAAUCUCUCAAGACUCGAAGAAGGCCGACGAUACUUAAAUUUCAAUGCAAAAAUAACGUGUGAGAUCAAGAAGCUUCUAAAGAAAAAACAAGAUAAAAUAAGCUGUGACACCGUAGAAAUGCUAAAUUCGGUUUUAAAUACAUGCCAGCCGCAGGUUCAGCAUAAUGGAAUGAGUCUAACUUACCACUGUCGGCCAAUGCAAGAAGGUAUCGGAAACAAGACACUGAAUGCACUGAUAGCCUAUCGACAGCAUAUGACUUUAAACGAAUUGUUUUUGCACUUGGACAUUCUUCAAAAUCUAUCUGGAAAUGAAGAAACGAAAAAGCAACUCACGCCACACUUGCCAUCAAUGUUGAGCUUGUUCAGAAAUAUGCUCCUAGAGCUUAAUAGCAGUGACAUAAAUAUAAUAAUUACAAAUAUUAUGACUAAUAUAGUGGGCGACAGUGUUGCGAAAAAUGUAAAGGAAAGUCCAAACGCCAUAUUAGGCGAAACAAUCACAUCAUGCAUAGCAACUGAGCCAAUUCAGAAGAAAAACAAGACAAUCCAAGUGCCUCUGAAUAAAGGGAACCACAAAAACCAGAGAAAGACUCAUCAUCACUCAAAUCAUGUACCCGCCGUCGCAUACAUUCAGAAAAAAGUAAUACAAAAAUCAGAAAACCAAGAAAUCAAUAAAACGAGAAAACCAAACACGCCAAAAAGCGUUAUUAGACCAAAAACCGCUCCAGCUUUAAACGCCGACAAAGCUAAGAAUUUGGCGUCAAUUAUUAAACCAAACGUUAAUGUUUUCCAGGGAGAAAACAAUAAAACUUCUGUAUACACGGCUUUUAUCAACAGGUCAAGAAAAUUCAUGGGUCUUUCGUGGGGAGAUAACAGCAAUGUUAUAGUGGUACCCAUGGAUGAAAAAAGUGAUUAA
Molecule: messenger RNA, 1734 nt
Organism: Cydia strobilella
Lineage: Eukaryota; Metazoa; Arthropoda; Insecta; Lepidoptera; Tortricidae
Exons: 10
Coding region: 1-1734 (577 amino acids)
Source: RefSeq, a predicted model, not a curated record